Molecule: messenger RNA, 2249 nt
Organism: Mobula hypostoma (lesser devil ray)
Lineage: Eukaryota; Metazoa; Chordata; Chondrichthyes; Myliobatiformes; Myliobatidae
Gene: sav1
Product: salvador family WW domain containing protein 1
Exons: 6
Coding region: 130-1362 (410 amino acids)
Biological process (GO): apoptotic process; negative regulation of cell population proliferation; positive regulation of apoptotic process
Cellular component (GO): cytosol
Molecular function (GO): protein binding; molecular adaptor activity
Source: RefSeq, a predicted model, not a curated record
GGUCCGAAUUAAAGUUUGCGGCUGAGGCGGCGGAGCGGCUUCGGCGUCGGCGUUCGGUGUGUGCGCGGCGGCCGAGUGACAGGAUGCGGGCGCGGCCGUGCUGAGGGGGCGGAGCGCUGCUUUAAAGCGAUGUUAUCAAGGAAAAAAAGUAAAAACGAAGCGUCCAAGCCGCCUGAGGUCCAGGGGAAAUACGUCAAAAAGGAGACGUCUCCACUCCUAAGGAAUUUAAUGCCUUCAUUUAUUCGCCAUGGGCCAACAAUUCCAAGGCGGACUGAUGUUUUAGUGGAGCCAGGAACAUCUGCAUAUCCUUCAGUUGAUGUGGUUUCGCGAAACCAAAGCUUCCUGCGAGGUCCUGUCCAAAGACCAACUCGUGAAAUCAUUAGACGUGAAAGUAACAGACCUUCAGGACAUUCGUACAUUCCACGUAAUAUAUCAGAUGUCCCUCGAGAAUAUGGUGUCUCAUCGCAGUCUUUCUUAGCUGAAGUUAAUUCUGAAAAUGGUGAUGCUGGUCAGUCUGCCGCUCGUUAUUAUUAUCCUGAGCCAUAUUAUGAAGAUGGACAAAGGCGGCGGCAUGUAGUUGAGCGAUUUCGGGAUGAUUAUAGAUAUUAUGAUCAUACACCUGAUCCUUUUCCACGGUUACCACAAGGGCAAGGUAGACUUCCAGCUGAACAUGGAACAGUACAGCACAGGAACAGGCCAUUCAGCCCACUAUUUUCUGCUGACCUAGGCAUGGGAAGAAUUCCUUCAACAUCCUUGGGGAACCUAACAAAUCACACUACUGAUGAAUUGCCUCUUCCUCUUGGCUGGUCAGUUGACUGGACGAUUCGAGGAAGGAAAUACUAUAUAGAUCACAAUACCAACACAACUCAUUGGAGCCAUCCAUUUGAAAGAGAAGGAUUGCCACCUGGCUGGGAGCGAGUGGAAUCACCUGAAUUUGGUGUUUAUUAUGUGGAUCAUAUCAAUAAGCGAGCCCAGUAUAGGCAUCCGUGUGCUCCCAGUGUUCCUCGGUACGACCAACCUCCACCUCUUCUUCCUCCUGUUACAUACCAACCACAACAAACUGAUCGCAAUCAGCUGGUUCCUGCAAAUCCCUACCAUACAGCAGAAAUUCCAGAUUGGCUGAAAGUCUAUGCCAGGGCUCCAGUAAAGUACGAUCACAUUCUAAAGUGGGAACUCUUCCAGUUAGCAGACUUGGACACUUACCAGGGAUUGCUGAAACUGCUGUUCAUGAAGGAAUUGGAAAGGAUUGUGAAAUCUUAUGAGGCAUAUAGACAAGCCCUUUUAACAGAGCUUGAAAAUCGGAAGCAAAGACAGCAGUGGUAUGCACAACAUCAUGGCAAGAAUUUUCCAGCAAAUGUCUGACAGUGGAAGUAUGUGAAUAAUAUUAAAAUUUUAUUUUAACUCCUAAAACUUUCAUAUUUGCUAUGAAGAAACAUCAGUUUGGAGGUGAUUGCGUCUAAAUUUCAACAAUUUGACCAAUUAAACAAAACUGUAUAAAUUGUUUUUGUAUAUGUUGGUUUAUCUCUUUCCAGGUUUUGUACCUUGAUGUUAAAGUGCAGUGAUUUGCUCCAGCAGCAACAACUUUUAUAAAAGACAUCAAGGUCUGCCUGCAUAGCUUUAAGUACGGAUUGUUGAGGGUUUCAUGAAAUAAGCUAAAGCAUCCAACACUAACUUCAGAAGAGAACAGCAAUAUGUUUACAGGUGAAGCCAAACACAGUGGUUUUAUUUUGAACAGUGAAAGCAAUGAUUGAUAUUAUGGCAUUGUUACAUACCAAUUGUAAUGAUCAUAAUGAUGCAUUUAAAGUUAUAAAUGAAACUAGUUUGGCAUUUACACUGCUCUUUUCCCCUUUUUGUUUUAUUACUUUAGCUCCACAUGUUGCAUUCAUGAGAACAUUUUGUUGUUUGGGUGUAAUGUGGCACUUUUAUUUGGCUUGUUUAGCAAGCAUUUUAUUUACUGAUUAGGCACAUGUUAUUUCAGAAAUAUCUUGCAAUUAAAUCAGGGAUACAUUAAAGCUUAUUUGAACUCUUUUUACUUAUAAAAGGAUGUAUUUUGUACAAAUUAUAAUGUUUUGUACAGUUAUGAUCUUUAGCAAGAAUAUUUUCAUAGAUGCCCGGCUUUUUAUAAAACAUUGAAAUUUCACUCCAUUUGUGAAUUCAGCAAUUCAGCAGUAUAAAGAUUGGUAUUUAUUAAUUACUUUAGUGCAAUAAUAUGUAUAAACUUGCAUAAAUUUCCAAUAAACUUUUUAUGU